Messenger RNA from Cutaneotrichosporon oleaginosum, 2562 nucleotides. RefSeq lists its product as uncharacterized. The record is from RefSeq and is a predicted model, not a curated record. Lineage: Eukaryota; Fungi; Basidiomycota; Tremellomycetes; Trichosporonales; Trichosporonaceae.
CGCCCCUCAAUCUCCACGCAGACAAUCGGGCAAGCGAGCGCCUUGCGGCCAAAAGUCGGGGUUGGGGGGUGGCGUCCGAGGGGAUUCGAAACGCGUCCGACGGGAUCGCCCAGGGGCUGCGGAUCUCUUGUCUCGUGUCCUCGUGUGAUCGGCCUCUCCUCUCCUCAUCGCGCUUGACUUUGCUUUUGUCCUCCCCAAGCACGCCUUGCUCGCUCACCAUGACAGAGGUGGACCCCAUCCUCCCCCCGCCAUCGCCCACCCUCGGCGCCUCCCCGACAGGCGUGUACGAGCUCAUCCAUGCGCUGCACACCGAGAUCCUCGAGGCCAUCGACAGCGCCCUCGACUGGGAUGAGCUCAAGGCCCCCAGCGUCAACUACACCAUCGUCAGGCCCAUCAUUGAAAAGUUUGCGCCGACCGGGGACGACAGCCGCAGCGACGGCGGAGGCGGCGCUCGCGCAUCCCUCGGCGCUGUGCUGUAUGCGUGCAUGGCGAACCGCAUCCACUUCACCGAGCUCGCCGACAGCGACCUGAGCUACCAGCCACUGCAGGAGUCGCGUGCCGAGUUCUGCGAGCUGAUCGCAAUCAAGUUCCUGCGUACAUUCCCAAACCCGAACGACGAAGCCGAGCUCGCAUCGCAGCUCGUGCGGCAGUGGUGCGCGCUCGACGGUGCGCCGGAGGAUGUAUGGCGCCGCGUCGACGACCGCGAAGAGGCCGCGGCAUCCAAGAGCUCGGCGCUUGACAUUGCCAUCGUCGCGAGCGCCAAGCGCUUCGUCGCCCAGCCUGUCCUCCAGCACAUUUUGCAGGAGAUCGGCUGUGGCAACCUCACAUAUGCGCCGCAGCAGACCGUCGCGCUCAUCCGCGACACGUAUGUCGCGCCGCGGCACAACCACAACCCGCUCCCGGGCGCGGGCGCGGGUGACGGCGGCGACAGCAGCCUGAGCAUCGCCGAGGCGGAGGCGGAGGCCCGCGGACAGGACGUCGAGGUGUACGCUUACAACCCGUACCUCGCGGGCUGGCUGGACCCCGGCCGCCUGCGUGUCCCGCGCUGGCGGCACGCGAUCGAGUUCGCGACGUUCUUCACCCUCCUCGUCUUGUUCUGCAUCACGCUCACGAACCGCUCCCUCGGACACAUCACCAAGCUUGAGAUCUUCUACAUCUUCUUCACGUCUGGGUUCAUCCUCGACGAGCUGGCGUCCAUCGUGGGCAGCGGCCUGCUUGUGCACUUCACCAACGUAUGGAACGCCUUCGACCUCUCGUACAUCGCCAUCUUCCUCACCUACUUCUUCUUGCGCAUGCAUGCGCUCUACCACAACGACAAGGUACAGUCCGACCGUGCGUUCGACAUUCUCGCGUGCGGCGCCUGCUUCCUCUUCCCCCGCCUCAUCUUCUACUUCCUCAAGAACAAUGCCGUCAUCCUCUCGCUCCAGGGCAUGAUUGCUACCAUGGUCGGCUUCAUGUGCAUGAUCUCCAUCGCCUUCACCGGCAUCGGAUUCACGCUGUGGCGGCUCGGCACGCCGAUGUGGACGGUGGACCGCGUCGCGCGUCUCAUGUUCAAGAUUUGGUUCAGCAAGGGCUUCAACCACGAAGAUGCCGUGUCGAUCAGCCCGGAGCUCGGGCCGAUUGUGCUCACGAUGUUCGCGUUCCUGUGCAGCAACAUGUUGUUCUCUAUGAUGGUGUCGAUGAUGUCGAGCAAGUACGCCGCGGUGCAGAAGAACGCGCAGCAAGAAUACCUCUUCCAGCGCGCCGUAAGCACGCUGGAAGCGCUGCGCGCCGACUCGCUCUUCUCGUACAUCCCCCCCUUCAACCUGCCGGCAGCCCUCAUCCUCGCGCCGCUCAGCUACGUGCUGGAGCCCGCGACGAUGCACGCCGUCAACCUGUUCUGCAUCCGCCUCGCCAACUUCCCCGUGCUCCUCGCGAUCUCCGCGUUCGAGCGGCACCGCUACCGCUCGCUGCGCCGCGCAAUCCGCCUCUCCGAGCGCGGGCACCACAAGGUCGUCAAGACGUCGCUGUUCGGCACGAUCAUGGGCGGCGAAAGCACCGUCAUCCGCGCCGCGUUCGACCUCGCGCCCCCCGUGAAGAUCGGCCCGCCCGGCACGCCGACAAAGGACCUCGAGCGCGGGCCAGAGCUCAAGCCCCCCGCGCCGGAACGCCCCGCGGGCCGCACGAACGCGAACACCCUCGCCCGCUUGUUCAACAAGGCGCCGGCGCGCGCGCGCGGCGGCAGCGUGGGCGCGGCGCCACACCCGGACGCACACGACUGGGAGGAUAUGCGCGACGCGCAGACGCGUAUCGAGACCAUGUUGAGCACGUUCAUGGCGGCGUCCGGCAUCGAUCCCCCGACAAAGGGUGGCGCACCUAAGAGCCCGGAGAAAAAGCCGUCGACAGACGUCAAGAAGGAGGCCAAGUAGGCUCCAGCUCCUCUCGGCGUACACCAUGCCAUCUGAACAUUUUAACGAUACAUCACGUCUAAUCAAUGCGGAGGAGGAGGGUGUUCGUACAUCUUGGGAACACGGAGGGGAAGUGCUAUAUACAUACUUGGGGAGCGGAUGGAUGAUUGCUUGC